AUGGGGGAAAUGGCUCAAGAUAAAAUUGAUGUUCGACAACAUGGUGUUGAAUUAGAUCAAAAGAAGAAGAAAAUCAAGUGCAACUAUUGUAGUAAAGUUGUUUCAGGGUUUACCCGGCUUAAAUACCACUUAGGAGGCAUUCGUGGAAAUGUAAUUCCUUGCUUGAACGCUCCUACACUUGUAAAAGAAGCACUGAAAGCUGAGGUACUUGAGAAGAAAAAUGGCAAUUUAAGCAAGGAAGAUGAGCAACUAAACCACACAAAUCUUCUUUUGAAAAGGAACUGGUGCCCCCGAGAUGGUGAUGGUGAACCAAAUAAGACAGAUAUCACUCAGAGUUCUGAAAGUGCAAAUAAAAAGCACAACGGAGUGAAUUCAAAAGUAGCUGGUAGUUGUGUUGUAGAUUCAUUCUCACAAGAGAUUUCGAAAUCUAUAGGGAGAUUUUUUUAUGAAGCAGGAAUCGACUUUGAUGCUAUCAGAUCACCUAGCUUCCAAAGGAUGGUAAAAGCCACCCUUAGUCCUGGGGAGACAAUAAAAUUUCCUAGUUGUGAUGAGUUGAAAGGUUGGAUCCUUCAGGAUGCAGUGAAAGAGAUGCAACAGUAUGUAACAGAAAUCAGAAAUUCAUGGGCAAGCACAGGGUGUAGUAUCUUGCUAGAUGGAUGGAUAGAUUUAAACAGUCGAAAUCUGAUUAAUAUCCUAGUGUACUGCCCGAGGGGUACCAUUUAUCUUCGGUCAUCAGAUAUUUCAUCUUUCAAUGACAAUGUUGAUGCCAUGCUAUUAUUCUUUGAGGAAGUUCUGGAGGAUAUUGGAGUUGAAACUGUGGUCCAAAUUGUUGCAUACUCGACAUCUGCUUGCAUGAUGGAAGCAGGCAAGAAACUAAUAGAAAAACAUAAGACAGUUUUUUGGGCAGUAGAUGCUUAUCAUUGCAUGGAACUUAUGUUACAGAAGUUCACAAAGAUAGACCCAAUACAUGAAGUUUUGGAGAAGGCCAAAACACUCACACAAUUUAUUUACAGCCAUGCUACUGUCCUGAAGCUUCUAAGAGAUGCUUGUCCUGAUGAGCUCGUAAAGUCUUCAAAAAUAAGGUUCAUUGUGCCCUUUUUGACUCUGGAGAACAUUGUAUCACAGAAGGAAUGCUUAAUUAGGAUGUUUCAAUCUUCUGAUUGGCAUAGCUCAAUCUUGGCUUCUACGGAUGAGGGUAAAAGAAUGUCAGAUAUGGUUGAGGAUCAAUCCUUCUGGACCGAGGCUUUGAUGGCUGUGAAGGCAACCAUUCCCCUGGUAGAAGUUUUAAAAUUGCUAGACUGUACUAAUAAGCCACAAGUUGGUUUUAUAUAUGAUACACUUGAUCAAGCUAAAGAGACCAUCAAAAAGGAAUUCAAACACAAAAGAUCCCAUUAUGCAAGAUUCUGGAAAGCCAUAGAUGACAUAUGGGACGAAUACCUCCACAGUCAUCUACAUGCUGCGGGUUACUUUUUGAACCCAACCCUUUUUUACUCGAGCAAUUUCUACACUGAUGUGGAAGUUUCUUGUGGUCUUUGUUGUUGUGUUGUUCGCAUGAUAGAAGAUCGCCAUAUACAGCAUUUGAUCACACAGCAAAUUGAUGAGUAUCGCGUUGGGAGGGGCACAUUUCAUCUUGGAAGUUUCAAAGAUAAACUAUCAAAUACUUCCCCAGGUGCACUUUGGUGGUCACAAUAUGGAGGUCAGUGUCCUGAACUGCAAAGGCUUGCUGUUCGAAUACUUAGUCAGACAUGCAAUGGUGCUUCACAUUAUAGGCUGAAAAGAAGCUUGGUCGAGACAUUACUUACAGAAGGGAUGAACCCGAUAGAGAAGCAGAGGCUGCAGGACUUGGUAUUCGUCCAUUGUAAUUUGCAAUUACAAGCUUUCGAUCCAGAUGGAAGCAAUGACGAUACAGAUAAUGUUGUUGACCCCAUGGAUGAGUGGAUAGUUGGAAAAGGGCCUAAUCUGGUGUCUGAAAACACUGAAUUGACAUGGAUGGACUUAGAAUUGGGAAGCAGAAAUGGAAAAGGGAAGUAUUGUGUUGAAGGACCUAUUAUUCAUGUAAAGAAGGAAGAGGAAGAUAAUUGUUAA
Messenger RNA from Solanum tuberosum (potato), 2085 nucleotides. RefSeq lists its product as uncharacterized. The record is from RefSeq and is a predicted model, not a curated record. Lineage: Eukaryota; Viridiplantae; Streptophyta; Magnoliopsida; Solanales; Solanaceae. Gene Ontology annotation, molecular function: protein dimerization activity. The transcript is spliced from 2 exons. The coding region runs from base 1 to 2085 and encodes 694 amino acids.